This is a messenger RNA of Xylona heveae TC161, 852 nucleotides long. RefSeq lists its product as hypothetical. The record is from RefSeq and is a predicted model, not a curated record. Gene Ontology annotation, molecular function: DNA-binding transcription factor activity. The coding region runs from base 1 to 852 and encodes 283 amino acids. The transcript is spliced from 2 exons. NCBI's taxonomy places the organism in Eukaryota, Fungi, Ascomycota, Xylonomycetes, Xylonales, Xylonaceae. Gene Ontology annotation, biological process: regulation of DNA-templated transcription.
AUGCCUAGUGAUUUGGAAACCAGAUUACAACAUGGCCACGGGGCCGUUGAUGACUGGACCAGAACAGAGGAUAAGGAUCUUCGCAAGAGGAUACAAAAUAGGCUUGCUCAGCGGAAGAGACGGGAAAAACUAGCUCAAACACAUUUCCGGGCGAAGCGGCGAAACCGUGCAGUGGGUCGCGAAGAGGCCGAUGGGGAUAGCAGCUCUGCUUCUCCUUCUGAGGUCAUUGAAACAAUCAACCCCCAGCGCAUUGUCUCAUCAUGGAACAAGAAUGAUAGCGUGGGUUUGAAAAUUCAGAAUAUGAUCGUCGCCACGGGGUUGGCAGAGCAUCGAUUCAUCAGACUAGCCCAAUAUUCUCUCCUUCGGGCGUUCGUUUCGAACGCAGCAAUUCUGGGACUCAGCCCAGCUUUGUUGGCAGACGACGAGUCCAUCUCCCCCUGGACUAUUUCGAAUCCUUUCAAGCCUGCGGAAUAUGCGACAGAAUAUCCGCAUACACUCCGACCGACCCACAUCCAACUGAGCACAUAUCAUCACCCGUAUAUCGACCUCAUCGCCUCACCUAACUUCCGAGACAAUAUACUCUUGGCUAUGUUGACUGAUGAACAAGAGGAUCAGUUUUGCCAUGAUUUCUCGAGCGAUGCGGUCAAAAUCUGGGGCAGCCAGCCCUGGAAUCCAACGGGCUGGGAAAUCUCACAAGAAUUUUUAGACAGAUGGUCGUCCUUGAUUGAUGAAGGUACCAUCCGAACUUCCAAUUUCUGGCGACUAGAGAGAGGCGAGCGCCCAUUGGCACUACCAGCACCCUCGACGACAUCUGAAACCGAUAAUCAAUUGAUCGCAACAGAGACCUUCUAA